Molecule: messenger RNA, 4386 nt
Organism: Sinocyclocheilus grahami
Lineage: Eukaryota; Metazoa; Chordata; Actinopteri; Cypriniformes; Cyprinidae
Product: bromodomain-containing protein 1-like
Exons: 12
Coding region: 213-3170 (985 amino acids)
Biological process (GO): regulation of transcription by RNA polymerase II
Source: RefSeq, a predicted model, not a curated record
AUGCUUAUUUUUGGAUCCGGCAGACCGUUACGGAUACCUCAUAUUACACUUGGAAUACAACGGAGAAGCGGCUGGUGGACGGUAGCGCGGCUCGUGCGCGGAUUAAACCUACUGCUGUUCAGUAGGCCACAGCGCUGCUGCUUUUAGCUCGGCCGUACUGCCUUUAAAGAUUCUUUGAACGUCGACGGCGAAGUUCCUCUGUGGCAUUCAAAAUGAAGAAGAAGGUUCGACAUAAUCGUCUUGCCAACCCGCAGAGGCCUCCCUCGCCCAUCAAACCCUCACGUAACCGAGAGACCUUGACGUACGCCGAGGCUCAACGUAUGGUUGAGCUGGAAAUCGAUGGCCGCGUGCACAGGCUUAGCAUUUACGACAAACUGGAUGUCAUCGACAGCGACGACCCUUUAGCUCAGGAGAUCAGUGAGUGCACCAGCAACAAGGAGAACACGGAGAAGCCACAGCAGGUCCUUGUGCGCUCGGUGCGGCUCAAAAACAACCAGCAGAAGAAGAGCGCCGCAUUGACAACAGUGCAGGGUUCGCCAGCUCAGGGCAGGCUACCGGAGCCAAAGAUCCGAACGAUUGAGUACAACCUCCCGGCAGUGCCGCGGAGGCCGUCGGCGUACUACACCUACAUGGAGAAAACGCUGGACGAGCUCGACGAGGUGGUGGAAUACGACAUGGACGAGGAAGACUAUGCAUGGCUCGAGCUGAUCAACGAGAAGAGGAAGACCGACGGCUACAGCCAGGUCUCUCAGAACGUCUUCGAGUUCCUCAUGGACCGCUUCGAGAAGGAGUCUUUCUUCGAGAGCCAGGGCCAAGGAGACCCCCAGUCGCUUAUUGACGAGGACGCUGUGUGCUGCAUCUGCAUGGAUGGCGAGUGCCAGAACAGUAACGCGAUUUUGUUCUGCGACAUGUGCAAUCUCGCCGUGCAUCAGGAGUGCUACGGCGUCCCCCACAUCCCGGAGGGCCGCUGGCUUUGCCGCCAUUGCUUAAAUUCUCCCUCCCAGCUCGCCGAGUGCAUAUUCUGUCCGAAUAAAGGUGGCGCGCUUAAGAGAACGGACGACGAUCGCUGGGGGCACGUGGUCUGCGCCAUCUGGGUCCCUGAAGUCGGUUUUACCAAUACGGUUUUCAUUGAACCCAUCGACGGUGUGGCGAACAUUCCUCCAGCUCGCUGGAAACUCACCUGUUACCUAUGCAAGAAGAAGGGAAUGGGCGCUUGCAUUCAGUGCAGCAAGGCUAACUGUUACACGGCUUUCCACGUGAGCUGCGCUCAGAAAGCCGGCCUCUACAUGAAGGUGGAGCCCAUCAAAGAGGUCACCGAAUCUGGAGCUACUACAUUCUCUGUGAAGAAAACGGCGUACUGUUGCUCUCAUACACCUAAUGGUUGUGUGAGGAGACCCCUCACUAUAUACGAGGACUCCAAACCCAAGAACGGUUUAUGUCAGAAGGUUGCUCACAGGAAUAGAGCAAAGGGAUACCAGAAGAAGAACAAAAAAAAGCCUGAAUCAGAGCCCGUUGCAGUGGUUCCGACGGUUUCUGGGCCUAGGAUUACACCUAAAAGUUUCAACACAAUCCUCAAUCAAGUUUCUGUCCAGAAGAAGAAGGUGUUCGUGGAACGGGUUCUCAGUUACUGGAUGCUGAAGAGGCAGUCGAGGAAUGGUGUCCCACUAAUAAGGCGCCUGCAGACUGCCAUACAGACGCAAAAAGAACCAGAACAGGCACCAUGUGUUGAAGACCAUCAAUCUCUGACGGAGCAGUUAAAGGACUGGCAUCGUUUACGGCAUGACCUGGAGCGUGCUCGCUUGCUGCUGGAGCUCAUCCGCAAGAGGGAGAAGCUAAAGAGAGUGGAGAUGAAGUUGCAGCAGUCGGUUUUGGAGAUGCAGCUCACUCCGUUCCCUGUCCUGCUGCGAGCAGUGCUGGAUCAGCUGCAGGAGAAAGACCAGGCUAAAAUCUUUGUCCAGCCUGUCAGCAACACAGAGCUGGUCAAAGCUUCCUCUAAGAACUGUGACAAGUCAUUACCUCCAAAACUUGAGCCUUCAGACUCUGUGCCACUCCUGAAAAACUCAGUCAGUCUCUGUGAACCUCCGACACUGAAACCCAUAGAGCUCAGCCCUGAAAAGUGCCCGAAAAAGGUCAAAUUUGACAGGGAGACAUUCUCUACCUCACUUCUAAAUGGUCUCUCCUCUGACGUUAUGCCCUCUGAAAAUAACGUUAUGGUCGCUACCUCGACUCUUACCGAACCAGCGAAUAUGGUCAACCGGCGAACGGCUGUGCUGUUUCGAAAGUCAAAGAGUCCGCAGAAGCCAUCGAACACGAGUGAAUCCUCAAUUAAUUGCCCUCAGCUGGGCACUAAGACGUUCCUGUCUGUGGUCAUCCCUCGCCUCGAAACUCUGCUCCAGCGCAGGAAGAGGAAGCGCAGUGCUAGCGGAGACAGUCAGGGUGACGAGGAUGAGUGUCCGAUUAAACGCUUGGAUACUGGCUUGUCUAAUGGCUUUUCUGAGCCUAAGAAAGGGCUAACUGUGAAUCGGCUGUCAGAGCCUCGUCGCCGCUGUGCUUCAGAGUCCAGCAUUUCCUCCAGCGGAAGUGGGAGCAUACAGGAAAACACGAGUGAUGUCAGUCACACAAAGAGCGGGAAAGGGAAGCUGGCGAUGACGAGGCGAAACACGACGGACGAUAAAAAAGAACUGGUCAAUUGCGUGGAACCAGGGAACAUUUCCAAAGCCAACAAGCUGGCAGCAGAGAUUGACAGCAGCAAUAUUUGGAUGCCUGCUAACACUACACCACUAAAUCUGGAGCCCCUUAAACUAGUUUGGGCCAAACUUAGUGGAUAUCCUUCCUAUCCUGCCUUGAUCAUAGAUCCUCAGAUGUCUCGGGCGGGUUGCCAUCUCAACGACGAGUACAUUCCCACCCCUCCACGGGACGUGCUCAGGGUCGGAGAGCUGAUGCAGUUCAGGUCCAAGGAGAAACUCUUCCUCGUCCGCUUCUUCGACAGCAAACGCAACUGGCAAUGGCUUCCUAAAUCCAAGAUGGUACCGUUCGGAAUCGACAAGACCUUAGACCGAAGCAAAAUGUUGGAAGGCAGAACGUCAGGCAUCCGUAAAGCUGUGCAAAGCGCCUUCAACCGUGCCAUGAACCACUUGAGCCUUGUCCAGGACUUAGGCGCUGGAGAUUAACGGAGAUCCAUGUUGGAGGGUUUCAUCAAGCCCCGCGUUUACCCGACGCUACGCUCCCGUAUCAGACUGGCACUUCCUCCCAAUUCUGUUAGGAGCCGGCGAGCUUCUCAACGGACGAAUGUGAGAGCGCCUUCACUCUCCUGUAAUGUGCUGCAAGACUGCUGUGAACUCACACACUGCCAUCUACUUUCCUUCACAUUUCCAUCACCAUCCACGAUACGCCUCGUGUUUAACUCUGGCUGUAUAUAGCAUCAUUCUAAAUUAUCCAACACUAAUUUAUUAUUUUUUUUGGUUUGUACCGCACACGACCUCCUGGAAGAUUUCUACUCCAAGGUAAUUUCUCAACCGCACUGAGGUGCGAACCCAUCUGGUGCUACAUCACGUGCAAAGCCUUGAUUUUUCCAUGCUAGAGACUUUUGGAAGGGGCUGUUGCACUUACUGUAUCAAACUUUUGUUGUUUUUCUUCUGUUUUUUUUAACGGUUAAGUUAUUGUAAUGUCAAUGCAAGCUUCUCCUCCUUGGCAUUAACAUGUUAUCUACUUUUUAUAUAAAAAUAUUCUUAUGGGACACAACUAAGUGAUGUUUGUAAAUAUUUAUAUAAAGCAAGAAAUUAUAUACAUGUAAUACUUUAGAGUGGGUUUAAAAAAAAAAACAUUUGGAGAAGAGGAAACAACAGUAGCGAUGAAAGCCAGAAGUGCAUCACUCAUGCAAAACCAAAAAUUUUGCUGCCCAGUUUUUCUUCUUUAUUUUGGAAUGUUUAUCUCUUUUUUCAUAUUGGUUUGUGUGAAUGUUUCGGGCAGAUAGUAUGAAAAAUAAAUCCCCCAAGUUGUUUUUUAUUUUACUGUGCUCUCGGGAACUGUAUUGUAGGUCUGAAUAAAGAUGUGCCUGUACAAAUGUGUUGUAUUAGGACAAAGAAAAGUAUGCAAAACUUUAUAUUCAGAGUAGGCAUAUUUUGGUGGAAGCUGUGUUUGCCUAUUUUUGCUUUGUGUGUGGGUGUUUUAAUCAUAGCCAUCUGUUGUGACUGUUUAACUGUGUCUCUCUCCAGUAUGGAUUCUGGGUAGCAUUCUGGGUUAAAACACUUUUUGUAUGAAUGUCUUGUAUUGACCGGUACUCUUGUUUCUUUUCUCUGGGAGGAUCACAUUAUAGUCAAUGAUAGUGAGUGCUGACGAGAUCCAGUAUUUUUUAAGUACACUGAAAAUAAACAAAAAAAUUACAAA